UCGCAGUUCUCGCACAGCGCCAUGGGAGGAUACUGCAACGGCACCAUCAGCACCAUGUCAGACCUGCCGUCCUACCAGGAGAGCAUGAGGAACGGCGCGACGGCCACGGCUUGGUACGGCUCGAACCCGGAGCCCAGAUACCCGACAAUCUCCAGGUUUAUGGGCCCCUCGGCGGGCAUGAACAUGGGAACAUUACCGGGCAUGGAUGCAAGUAAAUCUAUGGUGACUUUACACGCGGCGCCGCGGAGGAGACGGCGCGUGCUCUUCUCUCAGGCGCAGGUGUAUGAGCUGGAGCGCCGCUUUAAGCAGCAGAAGUAUCUGUCGGCGCCGGAGAGGGAACAUUUGGCCAGCAUGAUUCACCUGACCCCGACCCAGAUCAAGAUCUGGUUCCAGAAUCACAGGUAUAAAAUGAAACGCCAGGCGAAGGAUAAAGCGCCGCAGCCGCAGCAGGACAGCGGAAACCUGUGCACGCAGCAGUCGCCGAGGCUCGUGGCUGUGCCGGUGCUGGUUAAGGACGGUAAACCGUGUCAGAACGGCUCCAGCACGCAGACGUCGGUCCAUCAGCAGGUGCAGAACGUGCUGGGCAGUGAGACUUUAGCUUCAGCAGAGGAUCUGGAGGAGAUGUCGCCCAGUCCUCCUCUGAUGAACAGCCUCUCUCAGACUGACGCCGCGCUCAUCGAGUACACCAGCGGCAUGGGGAGCUCCAACCUGCUGUACGGCAGAACGUGGUGAUAUUUCAGCCAGCGGGCAUUUUUACCAC
Molecule: messenger RNA, 760 nt
Organism: Sinocyclocheilus grahami
Lineage: Eukaryota; Metazoa; Chordata; Actinopteri; Cypriniformes; Cyprinidae
Product: homeobox protein Nkx-2.4-like
Exons: 2
Biological process (GO): regulation of transcription by RNA polymerase II; cell differentiation
Cellular component (GO): nucleus
Molecular function (GO): DNA-binding transcription factor activity, RNA polymerase II-specific; RNA polymerase II cis-regulatory region sequence-specific DNA binding
Source: RefSeq, a predicted model, not a curated record